This is a messenger RNA of Notolabrus celidotus (New Zealand spotty), 1888 nucleotides long. RefSeq names its product brix domain containing 2 (gene brix1). Gene Ontology annotation, molecular function: rRNA binding. The coding region runs from base 55 to 1086 and encodes 343 amino acids. The record is from RefSeq and is a predicted model, not a curated record. Gene Ontology annotation, biological process: rRNA processing; ribosomal large subunit assembly. The transcript has 10 exons. Gene Ontology annotation, cellular component: nucleolus. Lineage: Eukaryota; Metazoa; Chordata; Actinopteri; Labriformes; Labridae.
CGUUCUCACGUGUAGUCACGCGAGAUUUUGCCAGACUACAAACCUGGCAGAAACAUGUCGGCGUUCAAGAGAAAACGUGGAGGACAGGGACCUGGCAAUAAAAAAGCCAAGAAAGUAAAGUUUGUUUCUGGUGGAGCUGAAGCAGCGAAUGAAGCCGAAGUGGAAAAGACGAACGAAGUUACAAUCCCAGCACCAGUUUCAUUGGGUAAAUGGACCAACAAGGAAAGGGUGCUCAUUUUCUCCUCAAGAGGCAUCAACUUCAGAACAAGACACCUGAUGCAGGACCUGAGGACCCUGAUGCCUCAUUCAAAAGCAGACACAAAAAUGGACAGAAAAGACAAACUGUUCGUUGUAAAUGAGGUGUGUGAAAUCAAAAACUGCAACAAAUGCCUCUUUUUUGAGGCUAAGAAGAAGCAGGAUCUUUAUAUGUGGGUUUCAAACAGCCCUCAUGGACCUUCUGCAAAGUUUCUGGUUCAAAACAUUCACACGCUGGCUGAACUCAAAAUGACAGGAAACUGCCUCAAAGGAUCCAGACCUCUGCUCUCAUUCGAUCCUAAAUUUGACAAGGAGCCCCACUAUGCCUUAUUGAAGGAGCUCUUCACUCAGACCUUUUCUACUCCACGCUACCACCCAAAGAGUCAGCCUUUCGUGGACCACGUCUUCACCUUCACCAUUGCAGACAACAGGAUAUGGUUCAGAAACUAUCAGAUCAUUGAAGAGGACGCCUCUCUCGUGGAGAUCGGCCCUCGCUUCGUUCUCAACCUCAUUAAGAUCUUUCAGGGCAGCUUUGGAGGACCUACACUCUUUGAAAACCCAGACUUCCAGUCUCCUAACAUGCACCGGCGAGAGAUCCGUCUGGCAGCCGCAGCCAGAGUGCGAGAGAAGCAGAUGGUGAAGGAGCUGCAGAAAAUGAAGAGGACUGAAGCGAAGGAGGAAGUGACCAGAGAUGUUACAGCAGACGUCUUCUCAACACCAGCCGAUGAAAAGCCUGUUCAAAUCGAGACGGAAGCACCGGAGCCAAAAAUGGUGAAGAAGAACAAACACAAAGCUUUCAAAAGACAGAGGAUGCAGAUGACACGCAGGUAACUGAAGGGACUGGAGUACACUGAAUUACUGGCUUACUGCUGCCAUGAUGCUCGUUGUCUUGAGAAAAUGUAUGUAUGCCACAAUGCAGUAGUCAUGCCUGAACUUCAAUGAGGUUACAAUUGACUUGGUAUCAUGUCCUACAUAACAAAUUUGAAAAUACAUGAAGAACUUAAAAAUGCAAAAGUUGUGUUCAGUGUUUCCCUCUAUUGUCAGGAUGCCCAUAGAAGACAUACAUCCUUACAUUUUACUUAUUUCAUAUUCCAUUGAUAAUGUCAGUUUUCUCAAGAAUUCAACUAAUCAUCAGAUGAUCGUAACUCUAAUUUACACAGUUGCAAACAUACAAAACAAACUAGGUUGAACUUACCUCAUUAGUGUUAGCAAUGGCAACCUGACAUGUCUUGAUCAGACGUAUCACACUGAGCAAAUUAAUCCAUUAGAAUGGGAAAACCAGUUUUGCUUUCCUGAGGUGUUCAGAGAAAUGUUGCAAUCUUGAGAAAACUGAAAUGAACUAUUUAUCAAGAGAAUAUGGAAAAAUUCAAACGCAUGGAUUCUUGUCUGCUUGGGGCCUCCAUACUUUGGUUUGUGGAUUUAUAUAGCUUAUAUUUGGCUCCUUCAUUUAGAAAGUGUGAGGACUGUACUGGACUAUGUAAGUCUUGCCUUUUGAAAUACUGCAAUAAUCACAGAUAAUCCCACAUUUUGUUAAAAGUAAAUAUUCCAUCAGUGUUAGGAAAACUUGUUUAUUGCUUUUGAGUAACUACAGUUGGUUUUUUUUAUGUCAUGGAAAUAAAACAAUUCAAACAAA